GUUAACUUCCCCAUUUUCUGAUGCAUCCUAGUUCUCUUUUAAAAUCAACCUUUGCAAUUUUCUCUGCGUCCAUCGGCAUCUGAAGAAUAGGAGAAAAUUGAUUAAGAUUGGGGCAUUAAGGGCAUUGAUAUUCGAUCCAGAGCAGAGAAGCCAUUAAAAUCGUAAGUAUCUUUACCUUUCUCCUCUGAAGAUAAGCUAGUGGACAACUCUUUUGCAGCAUAUGACAUUAAAUGCUGCUGAAAGUUAAAGGAGACAGUGAGGAACAGCAGUGGUAGUUUCUACUUGCUGCAUUAGCAAUCGAGAGACUUAAUUUCCUUUCUGGGUAUGUUUUGCAACUGGAAUACAGGAAAUUUAAUGGCGACCUCACCAUUUACAGCAAGAAAUAGAAGUUGAAAGACAACGAAACGAAUAGAGAUGUUGGUUUCUAUUCUAUCCUUUAGCAAUUGAGGGGGAGAUCUGCGUGUGAUUUUACUUUCUGGGUUUAUUUGUAAAUGGAGUACAGGAAAAUCAAGGACGAGGAUAAAGACAAGGGUGUCCAUGGUGAUGACAUAGAGAGUUUAAGAAAGAAAUCUCUUUCAGCUCCUAUAAGUAAUGUGGCUACAACUGGAGGUGUUCCAAAUGAGAGAUCCAAGUGGAAGAGCAAGACAAUUGUUACUCUUGCAUUGACUAUUCUCACUAGUUCGCAAGCCAUACUUAUUGUUUGGUCCAAGAGAGCUGGCAAGUAUGAGUACAGUGUUACUACAGCAAAUUUCUUGGUGGAGACUUUGAAAUGUGUGCUAUCACUUGCAGCCUUGGCAAGAAUCUGGAAAAAUGAAGGUGUUACUGUAGAUAACAGGUUGACUACGACUUUGGAUGAAGUUAGUGUUUAUCCCAUUCCUGCAGCUCUUUACCUCAUCAAGAAUUUGCUUCAGUAUUACAUCUUUGCCUAUGUGGAUGCGCCAGGUUAUCAGAUACUCAAGAACCUUAAUAUUAUCAGCACUGGUGUUUUAUAUCAACUGAUACUUAAGAGAAAGUUAAGUGAGAUUCAAUGGGCAGCUUUCAUUCUAUUAUGUGCUGGAUGUACCACAGCACAAUUGAACCCUUCUUCUGAUCAUGUUCUUCAAGCACCUUAUCAGGGUUGGAUAAUGGCCAUUGUAAUGGCACUUUUAAGUGGUUUUGCUGGAGUAUACACUGAGGCUAUAAUUAAAAAGCGUCCUUCAAGAAACAUAAACGUGCAAAAUUUCUGGUUGUAUGUCUUUGGGAUGGUCUUCAAUGCUGGUGCCAUUCUGAUUCAAGAUUUUGAUGCAGUCAUGAACAAGGGAUUCUUCCAUGGAUACUCCUUAAUUACAGUUCUCAUGAUUCUCAAUCAUGCACUCAGUGGUAUUGCUGUAUCCAUGGUAAUGAAGUAUGCGGACAACAUCGUAAAGGUCUAUGCUACUUCAGUGGCCAUGCUUCUCACAGCAGUUGUCUCUGUGUUUCUAUUUGGCUUUCAUCUAUCCCUUGCUUUCUUCCUCGGCUCAACUGUUGUCUCUGUCUCGGUGUAUCUGCACUCCAUUGGGAAGUCAACAAGAUAACAAUAUCGAGUUCCUGCAGUCUCUGCCAAAUUCAGUGUAAAGGAUUCUACUAAAAUUCUUUUGCUCUUUAUCUUUAUUUCCUUCACAGUUCUCUUGGGUUUACCUAAUUAAAAUCAUAAGACUAGAAGAGAAGCAUUAUACUUCCUGUAGUUCUGUUAACAAUGAAUUCAUGAUCAAGCAUGAAAUACUCUUGAGAGCUUUUGUACUGCUUGAACCAUAAAUGAGUAAGAGAGAACCAGUUUCAUCUGUAAACCUCCUUAAUGCACUCUUAUUUAGGCACUUCACUAUUCUGAUCAUAUUUUGCUCGCAUGAUACGAUGCGCUAUUGUAAUGCUCCCAUACAAGCUCUGUCGCGUCAACUCCUUUGAGUAGUGUUUGUUUUGUUGGCAAAUCGAACCUCUUUUCUUGCUGUUUGUUGGUUUGGUUGUGGAUGGUGGCGUUGCUCCAGAUUAUUGUUUUGCAGUGUGCUCUGAUUUGGUUCCUCAUUUGCUCUUUUCGUCGCGUCUGGUUCUGUUUGACUCGGUGCUUCUUGGUGCUCUUGUCUGUGGAUUGCUUUUUGGAAUGUACCGGUCAUCUUCUCCGCCUGGUUGUUCUGGUGCGACGGGUUGGCGGUGAAAGCGGUGCAGUGCUGGCUCUGAACAGACAUGCUCUUGGGCUGUGGGCUUUGAUUUGUGGGAUUUGGAUUGAGCUUUCUUUAUCCUGACUUGUAUUUGCUGCCCAAUAAACUUUAGAAAUGCAAUUAACAUUUGCAUGGUAAAAAAAAAAGGAAAAAUUUUCAAU
This is a messenger RNA of Manihot esculenta (cassava), 2332 nucleotides long. RefSeq names its product CMP-sialic acid transporter 2. The transcript is spliced from 15 exons. Gene Ontology annotation, molecular function: pyrimidine nucleotide-sugar transmembrane transporter activity. Gene Ontology annotation, biological process: pyrimidine nucleotide-sugar transmembrane transport. The coding region runs from base 492 to 1553 and encodes 353 amino acids. Gene Ontology annotation, cellular component: Golgi membrane. The record is from RefSeq and is a predicted model, not a curated record. NCBI's taxonomy places the organism in Eukaryota, Viridiplantae, Streptophyta, Magnoliopsida, Malpighiales, Euphorbiaceae.